GAGUCAUGUGAUACCAAGAUGGUGGUGCCGCGGUAGCUUCCCAGCGACAGUACAGCCCUAGGAGCCGCGACAGUUUCUGCCCUUAGGUCGUGGGGAGGCCCAUUUAACUGACUUUUCGGCCGCCCGUGACUAGGACUAAGGACCUGAUCAGAGCUGGGGCUGUUGAUGUCACUGGUAGGUUCCGGGGAGUGCGGGUGACCUCGGUUCAGAAGCCUUGCGCCGGCCGGAGAAACAGUGGCUCGCCUCCUCCGUCAUCUGGGCUUGCAGCUUAGGAUUGGAGUUCAUGAGGCUUCCCAGGGCUUCCCAGGUCCCAAACCCUGAUAAUCAUCUGGAAUUUGAAUUUUUGGGUAUGUGAGAGGGAAGUGCAAAGAAGGCCGCAAGAGCUUCGCUUCCUCAUCCAGAGGCCGGACUUCCCCGCCGACUAACCCCGCAUUAUUUUCUAUUUCCUCUCAAUGUCCUCUCCGUAUUUCAGGAAAUAUGAUCAGCGCCCCUGAUGUGGUGGCCUUCACCAAGGAAGACGAGUACGAGGAGGAGCCUUAUAAUGAGCCCGCCUUGCCGGAGGAGUACUCAGUACCUCUCUUCCCCUAUGCCAGCCAGGGGGCCAACCCCUGGUCUAAACUGUCCGGGGCCAAGUUCUCCAGGGACUUCAUUCUUAUUUCCGAGUUCUCUGAGCAGGUGGGACCCCAGCCCUUGCUGACUAUCCCCAAUGAUACCAAAGUUUUUGGCACUUUUGAUCUCAAUUACUUCUCCUUGCGGAUCAUGUCAGUGGAUUACCAGGCUUCAUUCGUGGGUCAUCCUCCUGGUUCUGCCUACCCCAAGUUGAACUUUGUGGAGGACUCCCAGGUGGUACUGGGAGACUCUAAGGAAGGGGCCUUUGCAUAUGUGCACCACCUUACUUUGUAUGACCUGGAAGCCCGUGGCUUUGUGAGGCCCUUCUGUAUGGCUUAUAUCUCUGCAGACCAGCAUAAAAUCAUGCAGCAAUUCCAGGAGCUUUCAGCUGAAUUUUCCAAAGCAUCUGAGUGCUUGAAGAUGGGUAACAGGAAGGCAUUUGCCGGGGAACUUGAAAAAAAGCUCAAAGACUUGGAUUACACGAGGACAGUGCUGCACACAGAAACUGAGAUCCAAAAAAAAGCCAAUGACAAAGGUUUUUAUACAUCUCAGGCAAUUGAGAAAGCCAAUGAACUGGCCAAUGUGGAAAAGUCCAUCAUUGAGCAUCAAGAUUUGUUGAGGCAGAUCCGCUCAUACCCUCGUCAGAAGAUGAAGAUGCCUGAUUUGCAUCCUGGUGAUGUGGAGCAUACCCAAGACCAGGCUGAGCAGGUAUCUACUACCUCUUACCCUGAGGAGCCAGCUAAUGCAGACCUCUAUACCUGCAGACCGGCAUACACUCCCAAACUCAUCAAAGCAAAAUCCACCAAGUGUUUUGACAAGAAGUUGAAGACCUUAGAGGAGCUCUGUGUUAGGGAGUAUUUCACUCAGACCCUGGCCCAGCUUAGCCACAUUGAACACAUGUUCAGAGGAGACCUGUGCUACCUCCUGACCAGUCAGAUUGACAGAGCACUUCGGAAACAACAGUACAUCACAAACUUCCUCUUUGAAGACUUCAUGGAGGUUGAUGACAGGGUGGAGAAACAAGAAAAUGUGCCCUCCCAGCCCAGUCAGGACAGGCUGCCAUCCAGGCCUGUGGAAGAAUGCCCCAUUCCUAAAGUGUUGAUUAGUGUUGGUUCUUACAAGUCCAGUGUGGAGUCUGUGCUGAUCAAGAUGGAGCAGGGCCUUGGCGAUGGAGAGUACAGGGAGGCGGAGGCAACAGAGUCAAGCAGUUUUGAGCCCCCAGACAACCUGGACUACCUGGAUAUGGAUAUGAAAGGGAGUGUCAGCAGUGGGGAGAGCAUCGAGGUCCUGGGCACCGAGAAGUCAUCUUCUGUGCUGUCUAAAUCUGACAGCCAGGCCAGCCUCACAGUGCCACUGAGCCCCCAUGUAGUCCGUAGCAAGGCAGUCAGCCACAGGACAAUCAGUGAGGACAGUAUUGAAGUCUUAAGCACCUGCCCAUCUGAGGCCCUCAUUCCCGAUGACUUUAAGGCCAGCUACCCAAGUGCCAUUAAUGAAGAGGAAACCUAUGCAGGUAAUGAGGGGGCCAUCCAUUUCGAGGCAAGUGUCAGCCCACCAGAACUGGGUGAGACUCAGGAGGGCAGCUUGGAAAAUACCCCAUCCCAAAUAGACUCCAGCUGCGGUAUUGGAAAGGAGAGUGAAGGUCAGCUGGCUCCUCUACCCACCCCAGCUUAUACUCUCUCUGAUGAGGAUGGUGUGGUGAGCAUCCCCCCACAGCGCUGCGGGCAGAAGGAUCAAGGGUUCCAUGUGGACGCCGUGAUGGAAAACACUGACCCUUCACUCCGAGACAACAGUUGUGAAAUGUUCCCAGCUUAUGAGCUGGAUCCAAGCUGCCUUCUGGCUAGCCGAGAUGUCAGUAAGACAAGCCUGGAUAACUACUCGGAUACCACUAGCUACAUGAGCAGUGUGGCCUCUACCAGCUCGGACAGAACCCCCUCUGCUAGCCUAUCCUCUGACAGACACAAAAAGAGAGCUGGCCAGAAUGCCUUAAAAUUCAUCCGCCAGUACCCUUUUGCCCACCCAGCCAUCUACUCCCUGCUUAGUGGGAGGACACUUGUGGUCCUGGGCGAAGAUGAAACCAUAGUCAGGAAGCUUGUAACUGCACUGUCCAUCUUUGUUCCCAGCUAUGGCUACUAUGCCAAGCCGGUGAAGCACUGGAUUUCUUCCCCUUUGCAUAUUGUGGAUUUUCAGAAGUGGAAGCUUAUUGGCCUACAGAGGGUGGCCUCCCCUGCCAGUAUGGGUACCCUCCAUACCCUGAGCCGUUACAGCCGCUAUACAAGCAUCCUGGACCUGGACAGCAAGACCCUACGCUGUCCCCUGUACAGGGGUACACUGGUACCCCGCCUGGCUGACCAUCGAACUCAGAUCAAGCGAGGCAGCACGUACUACCUGCACGUCCAGAGCAUGCUCACCCAGCUCUGCUCCAAGGCGUUCCUCUACACCUUCUGCCACCCCCUGCAUCUGCCUGCCCAUAGUGAGGAGACACAGGAAGCAGUGGCCAGCAGACAAACCAGCUUCCUAAAGCUCAACCUGGGGCUAGUGAAUGAGGACAUCAGAGUGGUGCAGUACCUGGCUGAGCUGUUGAAACUGCACUACAUGCAGGAGUCACCUGGGACCACCCACCCCUUGCUCAGGUUUGACUACGUCCCCAGCUUUCUGUACAAAAUCUAAGAGUUCCAGCCACUGUGACCAAGACCUGUGACUUGGGAUGGGGAGGGAGAAGGGUCGGUGUGACUAAAUACUUGCCUGAGCUGGAGUGUUGAGCUUCCUGGUGUCAGCGGAAGGAAACAGGUGGCAGUUGUGGUUCCCAUCUAGUCCUGGGCAGUGCGUGAAGUGGGCCGAGUAGAGGUGGAGCCUGGCUCCCCAGAGGUGGCUGGAAGAACAGCAGCUCCUCUUGGUUCCAUGGGGAAGUGGCCACCAAAUAAGGGGGUGUCCUUCAUUUCCCAAGGAUCAGCAGUCUGGGCAGGAAGAGAAAGCUCUAGACCCUGUGGGGCUGGAGCAGAUGAGGCUAAGUAGCCAAAGCCCAGAUGACAUCUGAGUGGCAGAAUCAGCCUGGGAUCUGGUGUAGGACACAGGACAGCCAUCGUCUCCAUCUACCUCUACCUGGACCCCAGCAACUGAGGGGAGGCUCCCAAACAAGGACUCGGAGGAACCAGUGCUCUGGUCAGUUGGAGAAAGACACAUCUGGGCUGUGGGGGAUGCACACCACAAGUGGCCCCUUGACCUAUCUUCCCCUGUCAAGGAAGUGCUCACUGAGUCCCCAGGGGUCAUUCCUUACAGUGGUCCUGGAUGUGAAGAUGUCACACAGCUACAGCCAGUUUGAGAACUACACUGGGAGCUGUAGAUAAAGCAGGCCAUAGGCCAUUCCCCACUGUCUAUGACAGGAGCUGCCUAUUGCCUCUUCUCAGCCAGGACAUUAACUCGGACGCUCCUGGAAAGGUCUGCAGCACUAUAUUACCUCUCCUGGUGGCUGCGGGCUUGGUGACAACUGAGGUCUGGUUGGCUAGCUUGUGUUCUGACCGGAACUUAGAAGCAAGGAUAUCCUGUACCAGCUCCUGGGUGGCUAUCAUUAGACCUCCAUCUGGGAGGCAGUGUGCACCUCCAUCCUCACAAUCGUCCACGUGUGAGUGAGUCCCUUUCCCCUUGAAAGAACAAUGAGCCUGGGUGAGGCCCCUCCUGGUCCCCACCUGACCCACUGGUGGCCUUCAUCAUGACCUCCCCAGGACUUCAAUUGCAGCUGCUCCUGUUGUGCUCCACAUGCUACGUGGAGUGAAUGCUCCUCAUAGUUCUGAAAAUGUGAGACCUGUUGAAAACGUGUUCUCCCUAAAUAGGAGAAGCUCUGGUCAUUACUGCUUUUUAAUUAGCUAAAGACAAAACAAAACCCUGCAGUGAAUGGGACCCAGAUCGGCCCCGUGCAUGCAUCUGUUAGAUGCUGUGUCCCCUGCACAGGUCUGUCAGCUGGUCACACCACUGAGGUCUCCCACAAGAAGGAACCCUGCAGAAGUCAAGUAACCAAAGAUGGCUUGCAGCAUGUCACUCCUGUGUCACAUGUCUUGCCCAGGUCUUUGACACAAAGUUGCAAUCUGUUGGUUCUGGUCCAUGGCUUUAGGUCAUGAUCCCCAUUUCACUCUAGACAGUAGUAUGUGGUUUUGCUUCUGAGGCUGACAGAGAACGAGGAUUUUGUCACUGUCUGUUACAGGUAUUUACAGACACCUUAGCAGCUGUGGUUCCCCUUGUGGCCUCCCCCAUCUGCUACUGCUUCUUAGAUGCCACUUUGACUGGUUGGCUAGGUGCCGUUUCCUCAGGAGCAGGGCUGGGAGGUGGUCAGUUGCUGUUGCUACUGCCUCAGCAUGGGGACUCAAAGGUGAACACUGUGUUCCCUGCACUGAGAAAGGUGAAUGAGCUGCAGCCACACUUGGCCUUCUGGAUACUAAAAGCACAGACUUGAGUCAAGGUCUCAAGUGGAGCUCCUUGGAUCUCCUUGGCAUUCAUCCACAGGGUGACUCAGAAGACAAAGCCAAGACUGGUGUGGAGUGGGCAGAACAGACUUGCAGAGCAGCCGUGGAAUGGCAAACAGGUGUCUGUCUUGAAUGGCUCCUCACUAAGUACACACUGACAAGGGAUCCAACUCCAGGAUUUACUUUUUUGUUUUGUUUUUGAGACAGGAUCUCAUGUAACUCAGGUUGGAUUCAUAAUCAGUAUGUGCCAGGGAUAACCCUGAAGUCUUGAUCCUUCUGACUCCACGUCCUGAUCCCUGAGACUAUAGGCAUGCUACCAGACCCGGUAUCUGCAUUUAAACUUGGUUUUAAAACUUUCUUGUGGUGAUUUGAAAGGAUUGCUUAAUGCUGUAAGCAUGCUUCCUCUCAGAGGGUACUAGUCAUUGGGACUGAGUUUGGACAGAGGAGGACUGGGAUCUUCUAGAAGUAGUGUAUCUGUACACCUUGAUGCUGUGGAGACCUAUGCAGCAGGACUCAACUCCUGAAAUUUUCAUCGGGUCGUUGGGCAGUGGUGGCACACACUAAUCCCAGCAUUCAAGAGGCAGAGGCA
Molecule: messenger RNA, 5652 nt
Organism: Onychomys torridus (southern grasshopper mouse)
Lineage: Eukaryota; Metazoa; Chordata; Mammalia; Rodentia; Cricetidae
Gene: Smcr8
Product: SMCR8-C9orf72 complex subunit
Exons: 2
Coding region: 478-3276 (932 amino acids)
Cellular component (GO): guanyl-nucleotide exchange factor complex
Molecular function (GO): GTPase activator activity
Source: RefSeq, a predicted model, not a curated record